Molecule: messenger RNA, 1551 nt
Organism: Volvox carteri f. nagariensis
Lineage: Eukaryota; Viridiplantae; Chlorophyta; Chlorophyceae; Chlamydomonadales; Volvocaceae
Exons: 4
Coding region: 204-929 (241 amino acids)
Biological process (GO): jasmonic acid biosynthetic process
Molecular function (GO): allene-oxide cyclase activity
Source: RefSeq, a predicted model, not a curated record
AUUCCAUGUUCGACCAGCCCGGUCGAUCGCCUCAAUGCUGCCAGGCGUGAAUAGCUCGGUCUGUGAUCGGCAAGAUUGGCUCGGCCGACCGACUUUGGCUCGGCUGGGUUACUGCUGUCGGCUAGUCUCGGACCGGCUAUAGCUACAGUCUCGGGUCGGCUGAUAACGUUGUACCUGCAGCACGCGAUCGAGUAUAUAGAGUGAUGUUUGACAAAUUUCUGAGUACAUCAUCUUGUUCAAUCAAUACACUCGGCCCAUUACACUUUCAUAUAAUCAGGCCUUAUUGUCCAUUGGGACAUCUGCACAUCCCCACUUGUCGAGAACAACAAAUCGACAUGUCUCGCCACAGCAGCAGCGGUAGCAACACGACCUUGCUUGCUUUGGCGGCCCUGCUGCUGCUCACCGCUGGACCUGUCUUCGGCGGCGGAAAGGAACAUGACCGCGAGAAGCCGCAGCACAAGCCCCCGCCGAAGCCUCCCAAGGAAAUCUGCGACAAAAUUCUUGUGGUGACUGAGAAGUUCAACGAGACCGCCUGGGUAACUCCUGCAGGCAUCAAGAUUGGUUCGCUGCGUGCGCGUGAUAAUGCACGCAAGCAUAGUACAUGGAUGGCCCUGGCCACUCCAAUUAAGUAUUUGCACGUGGCAAUGCUCAUUGACGACGACAUUGGAAUGGUUAGCGCUUUCUGCUACCAGUUUGAUCUGCGGUACAGCUACUGCGUUAACACGCUGGAGAUUGGUAUCUUUGGCACCAUCACAUUCCUCGGACCCUUCACAGAUGUUCAGGAUGCUUAUUUCGAGAACGCCGUCACCGGUGGCACGGGCAUCUACAGGGGCGCUGAGGGCGUAGUGAAAGUGAAGGUGCUGAAGCAGGGCGAGGUGUACGCAUACAAGAUCGUGCUUGAGGACGAGCCCAAGUGCUAUGACAAGUAAUAAAUACUCUUAAUAAUUAGGAAUGAAGAACUGUUGGAAGAACAUGGUUUAUCUAUCAACUCCGGAUGGAAACGCCUGAUUUGAGCUAUCCAUCUGAUGAGAAUCGUUGUCCGACUGGUGAAGGGAUUGCUGCCCGCCUGCUGCUCUGUUGUCGCCUGCACGCACGGACGUAUGUACGCCGACGGUAACAGAUGCGCGUGAUCUAUACAAAUGUAGCUGUUAUCGUCCGAUCUGCAUUUGGGUGCUGGGGCGGUGACUUCCAGUCACACAGACAAUAGCCGAACAUGCAAACUGAAUGCAUGUGCAUGCAAGGGCUUGUCGCAUGCACGUAUGUAUCGUUUGUUGCUACUUGCUUGCCGUACGUGGUAAUAUGUUUUCUGCCGAUACUGCGCCCUGCCAGCUCUAUCUCCCACGUAAUCCAUCCAGAUACACAUCCUCCGCGUAUGCUUCACGUAUGAAGCUUCAUAGGGUAUAAAGGGGUGCGGGCGUGUGUAUGUGCGUGUGAGUGCCGACCGGAGCUUGGAUAAGUGUCAGGCGGGCUCACGCCGGCCGUACAGUGGUAAUAACCAUCUGAGGAAGAAAUCGCUACCUCUAUCUGGCUGUGUAACAACGCUUACGGACG